ACACAUGUGUGCUAGAAAAGUGUCAAAAUUCGGGCCGGAAGAAGCAAAUCUGGCAUUUUCAAGUGAAAUAUGCCAUUCAGGUGUUUGCAAGGAUAUUUGAGACAUCCUCAUUCUGAUCUGAAAUGAGACGGAGGCUCCUCGGGGGAUUCACGAUUGGAAUAUGGUUUACCUGGUGUGUGUGUGUGUGUGUGUACGCGCAAAAUGAGUGCAAUUUCUGACAAGUGAGAGCGGUGCUUUAAAACAACGAGUGUCAAUUUAGACGCUUAGAACAAACACACCCAAUUUGGCCACUUUCGUGCUUACUUCUAUUUGACUUAUCACAACAAUAUGAGUCAGUUUUGUUAUCAACGAAAACAUCAGAUUAAUCAGCUUUGACUCGCGCUCAACAGUUUGCCAAGUUGAACAGUUGCCUUAAGUUUGGGUUGUUUAUGUGAAGCAACAGUUAUUCUCUGCAAUCUAUACAUUCAAGGAAGAGAAUUCAGACGCCCACGAGCGCUUUAAAAAUUCAACAGCCGGGGCCAAACAAGUCAGAAACGAAGCUGAUUCCCUAGUAAUUGGGAGAGUGCUUUGAGUGAUAGAGAAUGAGGUGAUUCGAUCUCAUUUAAGAAGAACUUCCUACGGGGGUGUCAUGAAUAGAUUAUUCUUGGCUGGAUGCUCUUAAAAAUUUGAUCCCGGUGAUCCUUUUUUGAAACACUUGUGAUUCAACGAGAGCAUGUCUGGCAUGUGAUUCAAUUUUUGCUAAGAGAUGAAGCUUGUCUGUCUCAAUUGACUGACCACUUACGUUCUUUUUUUUAUUGUUUUACGCACAACGGCUUGUUGAAGAAGUGCAAUUACCUUGACCGCAGUCUCAUUGCCAAAUUGCUUUUCACUCUUCAAAAGUGUCUUUCUUGUCUGUGUGUGAGCAUUCAAUUUGUUGACUCAACUCAAACCCACAGUCUGGCUUGUUACAACCCUUAUUUCUAUUUUUAAUGGAAUCUGAUAUGAUUGAGUUUUUCUUCGACUGAACUCUUGAAACAAAAUGUUGUUGCCAUAGUGGCAAAGGCCAAAGAGUUCAAAAGAGCUCGGGAGUCAAAGUCAUGACUACAUAGGCAUGAAUUGCCAAUAGCAUAGAUCAAAAACAGCGUGAUAAAUCAAUUUUUAAGGCACCGCUCGAGACAUCCUUGACGAACAAGGGAUUCAUAAUUGUUCAUUAGCCCUGAAUAGAGCCAUGUCAUCCUCGUGAAAACAGCAAAAGAAAACCUCCAAAGGAUCAGGAUCGCCAUCAAUCGUCUUGGACAUCUCGCCAAUUUCGAACCUGUGACAAAUUUGUCAGCCCGAAACACGUCCUGUUUAGUGUAUCCUCUAUUUCGGCCAACGUGGUGCCAGUUCCGAGAGCGGCGAGCAAGUGAAUGUGUGCAGCUCAGUCAGUGAUUGCUAAUGACCAGUGAUUGUUAAUGAUAGCAAAGAUGCCUGAAGUGAGGAGCGAAAGUGGUGAAAAUAAUGACGGUCUACUUUCCCCACCAUCUGUGACCAAGUCGAAAAAGAGGGUGACUAUUGUUGAGGAGGACAAGGACAUCACCUCCGGGGACAAUGUAGAUCAUCAAGACCCCAAUGCUCCGGACAACAAUGGGAAUGACCCCAAUAAUAAUAAUAGUAACACUAAGAAUGAGGAUGAUAAUAAUCAGACCAACUCGAAGCAUCUCAUCCCCAUGGAAGGCGACAAACACGAGAUCCUCUCGGCAUUGGCCGCGAAAGUCAAGAUCGACCUAAAGAGGAACCAGAUCAAAGAUUCCGUUGGUACCACCAAGCACACGGAGCCUUUGGAGAAGCGGUUCCCUAGCCCUGUUUACAAGGUGAAAUUGGAGCGAGUGCUUGGUGUGACCGUGACCACUAAUGCCGGACUCACUUGCUCACCUUCCAGUGGUGUGGUGGCUUAUCCUGCCGGAUGCACUGUGGUCUUGUACAAUCCUCGCAAGAAUCGCCAGAGUCAUCUGACCAACAUCUCCCGGAAGACCAUCACUUCCUUGGCCUUCUCCGAGGAUGGGCGUUACCUGGUGACUGGGGAAUGCGGGCAUCUGCCGUCCGUGCGGGUCUGGGACAUCCAGGAGAAGCAAUUGGUGGCCGAGUUCCCCGGGCACAAAUUCGGCAUCAAUGUUGUAUCGUUUGCACCCAAUAACAAGUAUGUGGUGUCUGUGGGGUCCCAACAUGAUAUGAUCGUCAAUGUUUGGGAUUGGAAGAACAACGUCAAAGUCGCCUCCAACAAGGUCUCAACCAAAGUCAAAGCCAUUUCAUUUGCGGAAAAUGGCAAUUACUUCGUCACCGCCGGCAAUCGCCAUGUCAAGUUCUGGUAUUUAGAGUAUUCUCGCUCCAAAUAUAAGGAGCCGGUGCCUUUGAUGGGUCGCUCAGCCAUUCUGGGUGAGCAACGCAACAACUAUUUCUGUGAUGUAGCCUGUGGGCGUGGCGAAAUGGGCGACUCCACCUACGCCAUCACCAAAUCCGGCCUACUUUGUGAGUUCAACAACCGAAGGCUUCUGGACAAAUGGGUGGAAUUGCGGACGGAGAAUGCCAACUGUCUGAGCGUCGGUGAGGAUUUCAUCUUCAUUGGUUGUGCGGAUGGAAUCGUCCGAUGUUUCUCUCCCCAUACGUUGCAAUUCAUCACCACCCUACCUCGAACCCACUACCUUGGAGUGGACAUUUCCAAGGGAUUGACAAUAAGCCAUAUGGCUUCGCAUCCACCUCAGGCCCGAUAUCCGGAUGCCACUGCUAUCACCUACGACGAGCAGAACUUUAAAGUGACUGUGAUCUACAACGACCAUUCCAUUUAUGUGUGGGAUAUUCGAGACAUCAAGAAGGUCGGGAAAUCCCACUCGUUCAUCUUCCAUUCUGCUUGUAUUUGGGGCCUGGAUGUUUAUCCAACAAGUGAUGAAGGCCAAAAACCGGUCCUGCCUCCGGGAUCGUUUGUGACUUGCAGUUCUGACGAUACCAUUCGCAUUUGGAACCUCAACCAGAACAUGUCCAAUCACACCAUUUACAGGAGAAAUAUCUACAGUGAAGAUCUGCUAAAAACCCUCUACGUGGACAACGAUCUGAAUUUCAUCAAAGAGCAAUUGGACAACUCGGCCAACACGGAAGGCAAGGAAACCAAUGGCAACAAGGAGACCCUCUACGAUCAGCGAAACGGGGUUCGAUGUGUCCGGAUCUCGCCCGAUGGGAAACAUUUGGCCUCAGGAGAUCGUUCCGGGAACAUUCGCGUUCAUGAGCUUCAGUUCAUGGACGAGUUGUGCAAGAUCGAGGCCCACGAUGCCGAAGUCCUUUGUCUGGAGUACAGUUGUCCCGUGGGGGGUCAGAAAUCGGGUGGAGCCACUCGAAAAAGUUUGUUGUCUUCGGCCUCUCGAGACCGAUUGAUCCACGUGUUCAAUGCCACCCGAGAUUAUUCGUUUGUCACAACGUUGGAUGAUCAUUCGUCCAGCAUCACGGCUGUCAGAUUCCUCCAAAGUGGACCGAGUCAGCAAUUACAAAUGGUCUCUUGCGGGGCCGACAAGUCCAUCAUCUUCCGCGAUAUCAACCAUGAUGCCAAGGGAUUGCCCGAAUUCAACCGUGGCAACCACGUGGUGGGCAAGACCACGCUCUACGACAUGGAAGUGGAUGCCAAUAGCAAGCACAUCCUGACUGCUUGUCAGGACCGCAACAUUCGUGUUUACACUGUAGGCAAUGGAAAACACACUCGAACAUUCAAGGGAUCCGUGAGCGAGGAUGGGACCCUGAUCAAGGUGACCUUGGAUCGAAGUGGCGUAUAUGCGGCCACGUCCUGCACGGACAAGACCUUGGCCGUGUACGAUUAUCAGACCGGCGAGUGUAUGGCCACCAUGUACGGGCACUCGGAGCUGGUCACGGGCUUGAAGUUCACGAAUGACUGCCGUCAUCUCAUCUCUGUCUCAGGCGACGGGUGCAUUUUUGUGUGGCGAUUGCCUCAAGAGAUGACCACGGCCAUGACGAACCGAUUGGUUCAAAUGCAAUCCGCCAAUUUGAACCGAUCUACCAAGGCCUACAUCUCCAACGAGGAGUUCAGUCCCAGUCCCACACCCGAACUUCUAGACCCGAACGCCCACGCCCUGAAUGUGGGCGGUGACAACGACUACCGCUUCAGCAUCGGCAAACUGCCCACCUGGGCCAAGAAGCAGGUGGUCGACGAUCCGAACUCCGCCUCCAAUGCGGCCUCUAAUAAAGGCGUGGACUUCCCCAAAGGUCGGUGGGCUCAACGUGUGGGCUCUCAGGGCAUUACCGUCAAGUCGCAUUACGAUAGCGAUAGUGUGAUUCCAUUUCCAGCUCCGAAAUUCGAUUCGGAUAGCAAAGAGAGCUCUCUUGAGCCGCCUGCCCAUCUUCAGGGCCAAAGUGCCAAGGGACAAAAGAAGAAGCGUUUCCCCGUUUCCCAACGCCUCCAGCCGUUGCCGCAAUUGCGGGUUCCAGGUCCCAACACGGACGAUUCGUCCCUGGGUUCCUACAACGCCGAUGCCACCGAGCAUGAUGCGGACAUCGACGAGUUCAGUGAUGGAUUGACCACUCAAGAUGAUGGAGGAGAGUCGACCGAACCUGAACAUCUCGAACGAACCAUGUACUUUGGCCAGGCCGAUGAGAAGCCCAGUGAAUAUACCGUCAAUGCAAUGGACGCAGAUGAGCUCCGAAAGUCUCAGAGACGAUACAAGAAAGGGCGUGGUGACGCGAUUGGCACCACGCCCUCGCAAGAAUCCGAUUUGGAAGAGGAAGAAGACGACGCUUCCACUCCUAAUCCGGACAUGGCAGAGCGGAGUCACAGCUCCAUGUUCUCAGUCAGUACUGAAAACGUGGAUCUAGUCGGUCGACGUGAGCGCUUCCUGAAGUCCAAUUUCGACUCCUUGUCUGGUGCAGAAGACAAUGGAGGCCCAAGUAAUGGACGACGAGGCUCCAGUGUGAGUCCAAGUGGACCGGGGCCUCAUCGAUACACCACCAAUUUCAUGAAUAACACCAUCUCUAACCAGUAUCGUGAGGGUGGCUCAGCCGUUCAACGCAAUGCCAAAACCAUCGCCCGAGCUCAAUCUUUCCGUGACGAGGAGCAGAACCGCAAACGAGAGGAACUCCAAAGAAGAAUUGAGGAAACGAGGAAAAAAUUGCAAAACAUUGGUUAUCGUUCGAUGAUGCGAGGCAGUCAGAGUAUUUCUGAUCUCAGCAAUCUACCUCCUGAGAAGGACAAUAACAACCUCCGAGGUGGUGUUUCCGGACGAGUUGAAGAUCAACGACCCCGAAGUACGGAACCGAGCUCAUCGAAUGAUGCCCAUCUUCGCAGGGCUUGCUCGUUGUCCGAUCUAAAUCGGCCGGCAGUGACACGCAGGAUCUUGCCUGCACCUCCCACCAAUGUUUCUGGGAGACAACAUCGCAGCGAGAGGUCGAAUCCAAAAAGCUCAUCCUCCAAAAUGACCCGGAGGAUCUCGAGAGAGAAUCUGAGUUUGACAGUGUCUCCUUCGAGCGAUAGCAUUCCUUCGUACAUGAAGUCCACCUCGGCUUCAUCCAAAAAGGAACGCCCUGUGGGGGCGGUGGCUCCCCAGAACGGCAAGAGACGAUCUUCAGUCUCGUCUGUGGGUGGGGCUCAAUCCAUCGGAGAUCUCCGCCAAAUCAUCAAAGUGGAUGAUGACAGCAGCUCCGAGGAAACCAAUCGGGAUUCGAGUAGCCACUCCCGGCGGCGAAGCAAUAGCCAAGACCGCCGCGGUGGGACUUUGGAGCGAAGUCCCCGUAAUCGCAUGGGCGGUUCCAUCUCGAAUCUGUCCUCCUCGGGGUCGCCGUCCCAUCCCUCGGUGGCAGGCAACUUAUCUCGAUCCGAGCGUGAUCUCACCAAAGUGACCAAGGUGCGGGUCCGCUCUUCGCCCAAAGAGGACAGUGUCACCGUGAACCAACCUCCGCGCCAACGAACCAAAAUGAAGACCACCACCAUGAUCGUCAACGAACCCAUCUCGACCUCCACGAGCAGCCCCAUGUCGCAUCGAGGCGACAUUGACGUGGUUCGCGCCCCCUUGAACUGGCAACUCGCCGAGGCCACGGCCAAAUCGUUGCAAUUGGCCUCGGACAACCUCGUGCAGUUGUACAAACGGAUAUCUUUAGACUACGACCUGGAGGAGACCCAACGAACUGAGCUGCUCCGCGCUCUGGCGGGCUCGGCUGGAUCCGCCCAACACACCUUGAGACCGGUGGCACCGGGUUCCAAUCAU
This is a messenger RNA of Tigriopus californicus, 6215 nucleotides long. RefSeq names its product mitogen-activated protein kinase-binding protein 1-like (gene Wdr62). Lineage: Eukaryota; Metazoa; Arthropoda; Copepoda; Harpacticoida; Harpacticidae. The record is from RefSeq and is a predicted model, not a curated record. Gene Ontology annotation, cellular component: mitotic spindle. Gene Ontology annotation, biological process: mitotic spindle organization; regulation of mitotic cell cycle. Gene Ontology annotation, molecular function: protein binding.